AAAGAGAGGUAUGGGCUCUGUUUCUCAUCAGAAUCAACUUUUGGAAAUUCUCCUUUUUGGGUAAAUCUUUUUUUUUUUAUUUCUUCUUUUCUUUUUAUUGCCCUACUCCUACAUUAAUAUGAAGCUGGUAUAGUAUUAAUGCUAUUAUAUUUUUGAAUUAUUGUAUUCCAAUUAAACAAAACUUAACCCAACUGACAUGAAGUUUUACAACUUAUCAUGUAUCAUGAGAGCCAAUGAAUGAGAUAAUUCAGGUUUAAUUAAUUGCCCUUUUAUACAUUUUGAAUUUGUGUUUACGUUUGGAUACUAAGUGCGAUAUUUCAAGUUAGGAAUUUAGAGUGGAUCCUUAACUUCGGAAUUUUGUUAUUAGUUUCAUGAGCUGAUUCUUUGAUUCAUAAACAGUUGCACAUGAUGUAAAUAUGUUUUUGCAUGAAUAAAUUUAAUAUUCAUUCAAAAAAAAAAGAAAGAUAUUUCAAGUUAAAUUAAAAAAAAACAUAAAAUAUUAGUGUUCUUAGACUAAAAUGUAAAAUCAAACGCAGAACUUAAGAAAAAUAAUAAUGGUUUGGGUUAAGAUUUAAGAACAAUUGCUCGAUAAAUAGUUUAAUUGGUUUUGUCUUUUCGAAAUCUUAUGUUUGAGAGUCUUAUUCUUGGAAAAUUGGUUAGUCCAACGGCAUCUUGAAUAUUAGAGGUUUAUUGUUUUGCCGUAAUAUCAUCCACAUAUUAAUUUAAGCAAGAAAUUGCAUCAUGCAGGGGACAGUAUAAUUAGGGAAGAUGAAACUAAUCUAGUAAAUGAGAGAAGAGAGCCCAGGGAGGAUUACUUAUCACAUGUGUAGUCAUUAUCCAUAAACCCUAUCAUAGAUUUGCAUUAAUUAAUUUUAGUUACAAAAGGCAACUAUAUAACUCCUUUUGGUUUUGCCCAUACCCCAUCAUUUUCCUUGUACUUACUUUCUAUUCAAUUUUCUUCACGAGCAACAUCUACAUAUCCACCUUCAUUACAAAUUAAGCUUUAGAUUGUGUAAACAUAAUUUCAGGAAGGAACUUGAGAUCUGGUAGGGCUUUAUUUACUUUCUUUGUAAAUUUUCUUCACGUGGUUUGAAAUUUGAAUGCUCUGAUUCUCCAUCCUUGAUAGUUAGCGUGUGAAGAAACCAUAAUUUCAUAUUAGGUUGAUUGUUUACUAGCCCAGUGACAAAAAAACUUCUCAUCAAAUAAGAUAAUAAUGAAAAGAAAAGUAUAUAGUUGCGUAGAAAGAGAGGCAACAUAAAUGUUACUUUUACCAGCUCAGUGACAAAAAAAUAUUAAUCUUUCUCACAUAAAAUGAUCACUAAUAAACUUAAUUUAAUAAAGACAAGUACACAUGUACAUGGGUAAGAAAAAUCAGUUAAAGACUCAGAUUAGACAAGUAAAUUACCCAAAUUGCACAAAGCCGCGGACUAAAUGAUCAUUAUCAACUUGUGUAAUACGUCCAAUAUCGGUAAUUAAUGCACGAGUUAUUGAUGACUCACUCUUGUGCACAAAGAAAAGAAUCUCGUUUAAAAUAUUAACUGAAGAGAGUUAUACUAAACCUAAUACUUUAGUUUUCCCUUCAUAUGAAAUUUUCACCCACAAUUACUCCAUAUUUUUUAUUUUCCUUGAACAUAGAAGAAAUAUCUAAGUUCAUGAAAUGUAUCAACGGGUUGCAGAUCCUUUACCUUGCUUGUUACCUUAUUCACAAAAGAUUCUUGCUUGAAGAAAACUUUAACUUUUGUGUAUAUAUCCAACGCCGUAGUGCUAAAGACGUUUGUUCAAAGAGAUAAACAAAAAGAACAAAAUCUUUUAAGACAGACAGAGUAAACGCUAAAAAAUGGGUGUACUUAUUGUAAUUGCAAAACGUUUUGAUGCUCUGAUUGGGCCGGGAGUUAUGCUUCUCUACCCUUUGUAUGCAUCGUUACGAGCAAUAGAGAGUCCAACGAUGUUAGAUGAUCAACAAUGGCUUACAUAUUGGAUCAUUUACUCCUUAACUACAAUAUUCGAAUUAUCCGUUUGGAGAGUCCUUGCCUGGCUACCGUUUUGGCCAUACUUGAAACUUUUGUUCUGCAUGUGGUUGGUGUUACCAAUGUUCAGUGGUGCAGCGUACAUCUACUCCAAUUUUGUGAGAAAAUACGUUCAGUUUGGAAUGCAUGUUGGAGAAGGAACGAGUUAUACAGAUGAACAGAGAAGAGUUUUACAGAUGAUGAGUCUUGAUGCUAGAAAAUCGGUUCAAGAUUAUGUUGACCGGUUUGGAUGGGAUUCUGUUGAGAAAGCAAUCAAAGCGGCUGAACGAGAAACGAAAAAGCAUUGAGAUGGAAGAUUAAGAAUCAAGAAACAUUGCUCUUUGUUUUCUUGAUUUCGAAAGUGUUUGUAUGUUCAUGUGUUAUAGAUUGUAUAGCGUAAAACUUCGAUGGUAAAAAAAAUGAUAUGGUUGAAAAUGAACGGUAAAAAAAUUGUGUUCUUCACUAUGAGCAAAGAUACUAAUAGAGAAGCCAUCUGUCUUUCAA
This is a messenger RNA of Brassica rapa (field mustard), 2510 nucleotides long. RefSeq names its product HVA22-like protein f. Lineage: Eukaryota; Viridiplantae; Streptophyta; Magnoliopsida; Brassicales; Brassicaceae. The record is from RefSeq and is a predicted model, not a curated record.